This is a messenger RNA of Polychytrium aggregatum, 4546 nucleotides long. RefSeq lists its product as uncharacterized. The record is from RefSeq and is a predicted model, not a curated record. The transcript is spliced from 15 exons. Lineage: Eukaryota; Fungi; Chytridiomycota; Chytridiomycetes; Polychytriales. Gene Ontology annotation, cellular component: nucleolus. Gene Ontology annotation, biological process: ribosome biogenesis. The coding region runs from base 132 to 4445 and encodes 1437 amino acids.
GCUCGCUCGUCUGCUCGCUCAUCUGCCCGCCCCAAUCGACGCGCAUUCGUCUCGCCAGGUUGCCCAUCUCUGCGAGACUCGAGCCAGCUGCACACGAGCGCUCUUUACUAGAUUGCGGGAUCCGAGUCGCCAUGCAGUUGAAGGAGAAGCUACAGGGCGUUGUCACCACCGAGUCGGUUACUCGGCUGUUGAAGAGCGCCAGUAACGACACCAGCUCCCAGGACAAGAUCCGAUUUGCACAAGAGAUCCUGGCAUCGCGCUCGAUAUUCAUACCGGCCAAGCAGGAGUGGCUGUGCGAAUGGGUCUGCUCUGCAAUGAUCAAGUCGAUCCCAAAGGACCUUGCCAAGGUCGACGGGCGCAGGCUCGACUGGAGCCAUCCAGAUCCCUACGUCGACGCCGAUUACUGGGCAUUUCUCCUGUCUCUCAUCAAGGAAUUUGCCAGGCUGAGAAAGGAGUCGCUCAAGAGCAGCGGCGUCGAUCGCACCCGAGCCGCAUCGAUCAAAGUGCCGAUCCUCCCGCUUUUUACGAGUCUCUGUGCAAUUGUAUCGUCUCCAAAGACUGAGGGUGCCUUCUUGGACACCUGCAACGACUUGGUUCGCUUGGCCAUUGAGUGCUAUGCGCUCCUGACGACCGAGCUGCCGGAUGCCUUCCAUUUGACCAUCGAGCAGCUCGUCGCCUUCUCGUCAGACAUUCUUGCAGCGAUUCUCGUCCGGACCCAACCAAAAAGUCUCCACCGUGAUCUGUCUGCCACGCUGUGUGUUCUCCUCUGCCGGGUCCUCUCAACUCUGACAGCGUCCUGCAACCAGUCGUCGAACCAAAAGAAGAUCUUUGGUCUUGUCUGCUCAAAGCUCCUUGUGCCUCUGCUUUCGAUCCUGCAUCAAGCACGCUGGGACCAUUGCUUCCAGGAACAGUGCAUCGCCCCGAUCCAGUCCGAGUUGGAGACCCAGAUCGAGGAUCUCAUUCGCACCGGCCUGUUCCACCCUGAGCACAUCGCCGAGUUUUCUCUCACGCUUCAGAAUCUCGAAGCUAUGGCCAAACUCCCCAAGGAGAGCAAGAAGGAUGUUUUGCUGAGCUAUCCGCGGCAGUUUUUUGACCAGAUCAAGGCCUUGGCAGGUGCCGAUGCUGGAGGCGCUAACAGCACCAUGGCUCUCCGCUCCCUGCCGAUUCUCUUGAAGCUCUUCCUCACGUCCGCGACCCAGAGCAGUCCCGCCAUCUCGGCCUCUGCGGUCUUUCGAGUCGAGUUCAGCUUCUUCAGCCAUAUGAUCGAGAUUGCAAUCGCUUGUGUUGAUCGGGUGUGUUCCGAGGCACACAAGUCUCAGAAUAUUGACUCUCAAGGUGCCAGCGAUAGUCUCGCCGCCGCUAUGUUUGCCGUGCAUGCUCUGCUGGAGCAGCUCGACCGAUUCGAGAUCUAUCGCCCGACAAACGACGACAUCUCGCGAUUCCAGCUCAAGUAUUUCCAGGGCAUCCGUCAAUCGCUCGGACAGUAUGCCAGUCAGGCCCCUGCGGAUGUACACAGUCUCUUUUUCCUCGCAUGGCGCCAGCUUCUCAAAAUCGACUUUUCGAUCAUCUUCCAGAAUAUGGACAACAUCUGGCCGCUCGCGCUCCAGCCGCACACGGGAUGCUUUGAGGACGCCGAGGAGUUUGUCGUCGAGCUCCUCGACACAUUCACAAAGUCGCGCCAGCUCGAUCAGCUUAUCCGGGAGGUUCUUGGCUGGAUCCAGCAGCUGCACUUGCACACAGACCAGCGCCGUUUCCAAACCAGCACCUUCUUUUCGCCAAGGGUCCUCGGGGUGCUCUCUGCUUGCAUCCGAAGAAACCUACCCGCACAGAACGUCCAGAUCAUUGGCGUAUUUUGCGAGCAGCUCGACGAGUGCUCUGGCUCGAUUCGAGAUUGUCUGGCUGAUCAGGAUGAACCUGCACCGAAGAAGGUCAAGAAAUCAGACCAACUGGCCACUGGCAGUGUCGAGGGCACCAAGAACAUAGGAUGCGUCGAGCCGCUCUCGCUGCUGCUGGCGCUUGUUAUCAAAAACACCGCCAUCUCUGCGGGACAGCAAGCGGCAUUUUCCAGAUUGUCGGGCACCCUGUAUGAGCAAUUCAUCACGCCUGUACUCCAGAGCAUGCCUGCUCUGGAGUCUGCCUCGACUAAGCGCGCCCGAGACGAUCCGACUCUGGAGUUUCUGUAUUCUGCGCUUGCCCUGCAUCUCAACCUGAUGGAGGCCUCAGACCAGUACUGGAGGGAGCACGUUCGCACCAACGACAUUUUGACCCUGGUCAAGGGCCUCGCUGUCUUCAUCGGCCGGGAGCCGCGCGUCGCUGUUCUCGUGUGUAAGAUUGGGCUCCAUCAUGUCGACCGAAUCGCCAGCACCAACACCGAUCUGCGUGACGACCAAGAUUGCAUCGACAUUGUUUCAAGAAUCAUGAACAGUGCGACGCAGCUCAUCGGCUCGGCUAGGCACGCCACAUGGGACCGCCAGUGGAGCCAAGUCUCCGGCAGCAACAUCGGUGUGGCUCUGUGGGUCACCUUGCUGGAUCAUCUCGCCGCUAUCUGCCGCGUGGCUUCACAAGCUCAAGUUGAGUUCAUCGUGAAAAACGUGCUUCUCUCGCUGUCGAUGACCAAUGUUGCCGCCCACUCUGGCGGCUCUGCCCUCUCCAUGGCUUCCGUAACAGCUCAGCUGCUGUCCAGCGCGUCCUUUUUUGAACUGCGUCCGAUUCGGGACUUCUUCCUGCUUGGUUUCUGGGAGCAAGUCUCUGUCCUCAAUACGGCUGUCCUCCCUCCCGUCCUACUGGACUUUGUUCGGUCGCCCAGUCACUCCCAAGAUCCGUCUCGACUGCAAGAAGCCAUCGUUGAUCCAGCCUCGUGGCCCGCCCACAGCUCUGCUCCAGUCGACAUUCUGUGGAAUCAAAUCUCCUUGCUCAGCUUGUUUCCGUCUUUGUAUUUCACGGCGCCAGAGCGAGAGGCGCUGUCGUGGCUUUGCCUCGCCCUAGCUAGCUUCAUGAAAAGUCGGAUUACGUCCAACACUGAAUCGCAGGCGCUAAGACUGAUCGCUGUCAGCCUCAAGCUUCUUGUUCGCUACGGAAAGAAAGACGACCGAUUUAUCACCCUACAAUCGCCACGACUACUGCAAUCCAUCAUCGAGCUGGCAAGCAGCCUUCCCGAAGGGCCCGAGUACAACCCGAUCUGCGAUCAAAUCCGAGGCGCUGUCUUGGCGACGGUUGAUCAAACGUCCAAGAAACUGCCUCCAAAGAUUGGAUCCAAGUCCGUUGGCAGGGCCGCGACUACGACUCCAGCCGAUUACGUUCUCGAGAUGAUCCGCUACUUUACCUCAAGUCAAGCGCGGCUGCCGCAAGCCCAUGGCUUGUGGGAAUGCAGUGUGGUUGGCUUCAUGACUCCGUUGACCCAAUGGGUCUGGAACAGGCACAAACGUGACACCUCGCAUGCGGGCGAUCAGCCUGCGGCGACUAUCGAGAGUGAGCCUGUGGUUGCUCACGUUAUCGAAAGCAUCAAUGGGUUUAUCGCGCUGAUUGAGGACACAGCAAAGCGCCAUCUUGAGCAAUACGCGAAUUCCACCUCUGUCUCUCGCUCGGUCCUGGACUCUGCCAUGGGCCAUUUGCGCCUGCUUUCCAUGGCCAUCCGCCACUACCAACGCCUUGCAUUGAACACCAACGAUCCACACCAUCAAAAGAUCGAGCAGCUCUACGUUUACCUCGUCACGCUCGCUGCCAAGGUGCUCGCUGACCUGCAGCCCACCAACGCGGGCAACUCGGAUGAAGGACAGCUCGACUUCAGCGCCGGGAUUCUUGCCGAGCUCUUCCACGGCAUCCAAGUCAUGAGCCUGGGCGAGUCUGGCAUCGACCGAUCUGACAAAGGCGCCGACUGCGCCAUUGACGGCCUCGUAGCUCUGGUACAGAAUGUGAACUCGGAGCAGUACCAGGUCCUGAUAUCGUGGGCCAUUCAGAAGCUGGAGCUGGUUUCGGCCGCCAGAGGGCUCGCCGAUCCAUCCACCUCGCGCUCGGAGACAACCGUGCACAUCCCGAGCCUCGGGCGAAUCGUGGAGGCAAUGGUAUCGGAGAUCAACCCAAACGUCUCGCGCAGAUUCCUUCGGCAAGAACUCGGCCGCAUUGUGGUCCAGCUGUCACGAAUACUCAUGAGUGCCGACGACGUGGCGUCCUUGAUUGCGGUUCUGCACCUGCUCAACACUCUUGUUUGCGAUAGGGGCCUCAACAUGCGGAACCACGACGUCGCGACCGUCCUUGGCGCGGCAUCGACCGUCACUUCGGAGGUCGCCCUUGCGCAUGUCUCCAAGAUCACUCCGGAAGUCGCAGAGAAGCUGUUUGAUGGGAUCUAUCGGCUUCUUCUGUCACUGCUGCGACAACGGCGCGACUCGGUCGUCGAGCUCAUUCCGCCGUUUUUCAGCAUCCUGAAACAUAUCCUUUUUUGUUACUGAGUGACGGUCAGGCGAGGCGCACAUGUGCCGACUGAUCCGCGGGCUGGCUGGCUGGGAGUGGAAGCAGCGUUUCAAGGACUGCUUGGCAUCGGAACGGUAUU